Halichondria panicea is the source of this 1594-nucleotide messenger RNA. RefSeq names its product guanine nucleotide-binding protein G(q) subunit alpha-like. Gene Ontology annotation, cellular component: heterotrimeric G-protein complex. The record is from RefSeq and is a predicted model, not a curated record. The transcript has 7 exons. NCBI's taxonomy places the organism in Eukaryota, Metazoa, Porifera, Demospongiae, Suberitida, Halichondriidae. Gene Ontology annotation, molecular function: G-protein beta/gamma-subunit complex binding; guanyl nucleotide binding; GTPase activity. Gene Ontology annotation, biological process: adenylate cyclase-modulating G protein-coupled receptor signaling pathway. Bases 305 to 1372 code for a protein of 355 amino acids.
AGGGAGUGUCUGAUUAUUAUAGUAGCCAGCUCACAAGGAAAGGGCAGCUCAAUUAAGUCAAGAGAUUGGUGCUAUAGCUAGCUAGCUGUAUAGUGGUGUAGGGAGACUGUGUUACGUGGACGUACAAGCAUCAGAGGCGCAGCAGCAGGGUCAAGACUUGCUGGAUGGAGUAAUCGUUUAUUUACGGCCAAAGAUAAACACUAGGAUCAAAGGAGCUAGCUCAAUAUAACAACAAACACGUCCAUACACAGCCACAGCCACUAGUCUCGCGGGCCAACCAGCCACACUGCACUGAGGGUCAAAGAUGGCUUGCUUCAAGAGUGAAGAGGAAAGAGCACAGUCGAGAAUUAAUCGUGAAAUAGAACGAGAGAUUGCACGAGACAGUAGAGAGACCAGACGGGAGAUAAAGCUGCUUCUCUUGGGUACUGGAGAGUCUGGGAAGAGCACGUUUAUCAAACAAAUGAGAAUUAUUCACGGCGAUGGAUACUCAAAACCAGACCGACAAAAGUUUAUCGUACUAGUCCACAGAAACAUCUACACUGCAAUAUUGGCACUGGUAGAAGCCAUGGAAGCUCUAUCUAUCCAGUAUACCACAGCCGAUCUAAGAGAGUCGUCCAAAGACCUGCUCUCUGUUAAUGCUGACACAGCAGUCUCCAUUUCAUCGUCACACUCUCAGCUGAUACGGUUGCUAUGGGCUGACCCGGGACUCCAGAGUUGCUAUGUGAGAAGGAGAGAAUUUCAACUCUCAGACUCAGCCAAAUACUAUCUAGAUGACCUGGACCGGAUCUGUGCCGAGGAUUUCCUACCCACCACCCAGGACGUGCUCAGGGUUCGUGUACCCACCACCGGGAUCAACGAAUACCUCUUCACCAUCAAUAGAGUCAUAUUCAGAAUGGUGGAUGUCGGAGGUCAGAGGUCAGAGAGACGAAAGUGGAUCCACUGUUUUGAACAUGUGACGUCAGUCAUGUUUCUGGCGGCAUUGUCUGAGUACGAUCAGAGCUUGGUCGAGUCGGAUGAGAGUGUGAAUCGAAUGAAGGAGAGCUUAGCGUUGUUUGAGGCAAUCGUCAGUUACCCCUGGUUCAGGAAGUCAUCCAUUAUCCUGUUUCUGAACAAGAAGGACUUGUUGGAAGAGAAGAUAAUGGUGUCACCUCUCUCUGGCUACUUCCCCGAGUACACUGGCCCUCAACAGGACUACCUUCAGGCUCGAGAGUUCAUAGCACGGAUGUUUAUCAACGUCAAUCAGGAAAGGUCACCUGACAUCUACCCACACUUCACCUGUGCCACUGACACUGAAAAUAUCAAGUUUGUUUUUGAUGUGGUUAAAAAUCACAUUCUCCAACAGCAUAUCGUCGAAGUGAUUCCCGGGCUCUGAGGCCACGCCCAUAUGCCACACCCCCUAGCUAUAUAUGGACAUUUGUUUUUGAGUGCUUAGUUUGUCACAUGAUUACUUACGUAGGCUACUGUACCAACACUAUAAUUUUAUGGAGAUGUCGAAUUCUUAAAUUCUUUAAUUUUGCACUGUUUUAAUGUAAUUAUUUCAUGAGCUAAUUUUUAUAUACAUGUACUUGUUUUGCCAAUUAAUUUUAAUUCUUAA